GGGCUGGUGCUGCCCCUGGCGCUGCUGGCCGGGCUGCAGAGCCUCUGCCGCGCCUGCCUGCCGCUGCCCCUGGGGCUCGCCCUGGCCGCCGCCGCCGCCUGCCUGCUGCUGUGGCGGGCGUCGCCCCGCAGGCUGCUGCCGGUGGCGGGUAGAGCCGUCCUGGUCACAGGCUGCGACUCCGGCUUCGGGCAGGCGACGGCGCAGCACUUGGACGCCAUGGGCUUUCAGGUGUUCGCCAGCGUGCUGGACCCGCAGGGCCCCGGCGCCCAGGAGCUGCGCAGGAGCUGCUCGCCGAGGCUGACGCUGCUGCAGAUGGACCUGACCAAGCCAGAGGACAUCCAGCGUGUCCUGCAGCACAUCCAGGCCCACACAAACAGCACAGGGCUCUGGGGCCUGGUGAACAACGCUGGCUUCAAUGACACCAUCGCCGACGCCGAGCUCUCGCCACUGGGCAAGUUUCGGACCUGCAUGGAGGUGAACUUCUUCGGUUCGCUGGAGCUCACCAAGGGGCUGCUGCCCUUGCUCCGCUCCGCCGGCGGCCGCAUCGUCACCGUGAGCAGCCCCGCAGGUGACCUGCCCUUCCCCUGCCUGGCAGCCUACGGGGCCUCGAAGGCAGCCCUCAGCCUGCUCAUGGACACCUUCCGCAGCGAGCUCCAGCCCUGGGGCGUCAAAGUCAGCCUCGUCCUGCCUGGCUACUACAAAACAGGGACGACGUGCGACCCUGCCUUCUGGAACCUGCAGAAGCAGCGGCUGGUGGCCAGCCUGCCCCGGGAGCUGCUGCAGGCCUACGGCGAGGACUACGUGGAGGAGAUCAAUCGCCAGUUCAUCCAGUUCAUGAAGGUGGCGGUGGAGGACCUCAGCGCGGUGGUGAACAGCAUCACGGACGGGCUGCUGGCUGCCAACCCAGCCGUGCGCUACUACCCAGGGCAGGGCCUUGGGCUCAUGUAUUUCAUACACCGCUACCUGCCCUAUUUCGUCCGAGACUUGUUCUUGAAAGGAUUCUUCAUCAACCCCAAGCUGCCCCGAGCGCUGCGGCGAGAGCACCACAACGACGCGAAAAAGGCCUGACCUCGGCCCGCAUGCGGUCGCGGGGCAGGAGCGAGCCUUCGCCCGGGAUUUCCAGGCACACCAGCC
This is a messenger RNA of Gavia stellata (red-throated loon), 1134 nucleotides long. RefSeq names its product hydroxysteroid 11-beta dehydrogenase 2 (gene HSD11B2). Lineage: Eukaryota; Metazoa; Chordata; Aves; Gaviiformes; Gaviidae. Gene Ontology annotation, molecular function: oxidoreductase activity. The record is from RefSeq and is a predicted model, not a curated record. The annotation marks the transcript as partial. The transcript has 5 exons.